AGUAAGAGACUUGUUGCUAGAUGGUAUACUUCGUCAAAAGAAAAUAUAAAAUAAAACAGGAAUUAUGCUGUGCGAUCUGUUGACAAUAUGUAGUGCUUUAGUGGCGGUAGUAAUUUGCAUUAUUUCUGGCCUAAUUAUUUAUGCCCGAUGGAAUUACGGAUUCUUGGAGGAUUUAGGAAUUCCGGUAGUGAAACCCCAUUUUUUAUUUGGAAGUAUGUUCACGACCAGAUUUAUUCCGAUUGGCUACAGAGAUGUGGCGUGGAUGAAAGAAUACGGGCAAAUAUUUGGAGUAUAUGAGGGCAGAGAGCCGGCAAUAUAUGUGUGUGAUCCGGACAUAUUACGACUUAUUAUGGUCAAGGACAUAAGUUAUUUCGAUGCAAAAAUAGCUUUGGAUUUUGGUGAUCGUUUUUUAAAUGAAAUGCCAGAUUACCUACCAAACAAUAAAUGGAAAAUUGUCAGGGGAUUCACAGGCCCUGCAUUUAGCAGUGCCAAAUUAAGAUUAAUGAGUUUUCCAAUGAAAAAGUCAUUAGUGGAAUGGGGAUCUCAAUUGAAAGACGCUAUUACAACGAACGGUGGAAAGCUCGAAAGAUGUGCGUUCGAUGAUCUUUUGUUUGAUGGCUUAACCGACCUCACACUAAGAAGCAUGUUUUCCAUACAAGACAAAACUGGACGAUUUCCUCGAAUAUUGAAAAAACUAGCUAAGCCAGGGGCACUCAAUUAUCCGAACUUAAAAGCAAUCGCAUUGUCUUUUCCCGUACUUUUUAAAUUUCUACCACCUGCUCUACUCGCAACAGAACCAGCUCAAGAAUUUCUGCAUGUAAUGGAAGAUCUAGUUGCAUCUAGGAAAGUGACGAAUUCGCCUCCAGAUGUUGUAGAUCUUUGCAUUGAACAGUUAAAGAAAAUACCAACACCAGACUAUCAAAUGGCUAAAGUGACGAAAGAGACCAUCUUAUUUCAAGCGUUUAAUUUCUUCUUUUCGGGACAAGACGAAACAGCGCUUGUGAUUUCGGCCAUGAUCUAUAACAUUCUCUCUUCACCUGCAGAACAGUGCAUUGAAGAAAAACUAUACGACGAAAUUGAUAGACUGUGGGUGGAUCUGGAGGAAAGCAAUGACGAUAUACGUUUUCCAUCAAGAGACUCACUUCUUCAGGCAGAUUUUUUGAACGCGUGCAUCUACGAAGCUUUGAGGCUUUAUACGUUUUACAGCGCAGAACGUGUCUGUACCAAAUCAUGGCUAUGUGAAAAAUAUAAUUUCACAAUCCCAAAGGGUACAACAAUUAUGACACCGUUAUGGGCAAUCAACAGAAAUCCGGAUUAUUUUGAAAAUCCAGAUUUAUUCGACCCCGAGAGAUUUAUGCCUGGAAGGAAAGAAAAAUUGCAUUCGUAUGCGUGGUCCAGUUUCGGACAUGGUCCGAGAAAUUGUACCGGUAAGCCACUGGCAAUGGAAGUGUUAAGAGUCUCUUGUGCGUACAUUUUUAAAAAUUUUCGUUUUCAAUUGAGACCGGAUACACGGCUAACAUUUAAUCCGGAUGGACCGUGGGUAUUUAUUAGCCAUGAACCGAUUUAUCUUGACAUAACUGUGAGGGAAUAAAUUUGUUAAAAUAAAAUCUUAUUCCGAUUGAGCACGCAAUUCUUUUGACACCACAUGUUUUCCACUGUAGACUCAGAGUUUUUACGGUCCUAAUACCGCGUUCGCGUAUGACAUUUGUUGAAGUUAAAUUAAGGAGAUUGGCUGUCACUAGCAAGAAAUUAUGGGCGUUACACUAAAAUAUGUUUUCAAAAAGAUGGUUGAUUAUAAUCGUCUAUUUGUAUCUGCCAUUUUUGAAAUAAUAAAAUUACAAAUAGCAAGCGAGUUAAA
This is a messenger RNA of Bradysia coprophila, 1858 nucleotides long. Its product is annotated as cytochrome P450 3A56-like. The record is from RefSeq and is a predicted model, not a curated record. Gene Ontology annotation, molecular function: oxidoreductase activity, acting on paired donors, with incorporation or reduction of molecular oxygen; iron ion binding; steroid hydroxylase activity. NCBI's taxonomy places the organism in Eukaryota, Metazoa, Arthropoda, Insecta, Diptera, Sciaridae.